This is a messenger RNA of Vitis riparia (riverbank grape), 1461 nucleotides long. RefSeq lists its product as uncharacterized. The record is from RefSeq and is a predicted model, not a curated record. Gene Ontology annotation, molecular function: RNA-DNA hybrid ribonuclease activity; nucleic acid binding. NCBI's taxonomy places the organism in Eukaryota, Viridiplantae, Streptophyta, Magnoliopsida, Vitales, Vitaceae. The transcript has 5 exons. Gene Ontology annotation, biological process: DNA integration. Bases 1 to 1461 code for a protein of 486 amino acids.
AUGGCUGGUAUUGUUGAAGAGUUUGAUAUUCAUUAUGUCACACAGAAGUCAGUAAAAGGAAGCAUUGUUGCAGAUCAUCUAGCUUCUUUGCCAAUAUCCGAUGACAGAUCGGUUGAUGAUGAUUUCCCUGAUGAGCAGAUCGUUUCGAUGACUAGUAUUACGGGAUGGCGGUUGUACUUUGAUGGUUUGGAGACUGCACUUGAUCUUGGCAUUAGACAGUUGGAGAUCCACGGGGAUUCCAACUUGGUUAUAAAGCAGACUCAGGGUAUCUGGAGGACACGGGAUGAGAAGCUGAAACCCUACCAUGCUUACUUGGACCUAUUAAUUGAUAGAUUCGAUGUGUUAAGGCCAUUGCUGAUUGAGACUAGGUCUGCACCAACUUACUAUUGUCUGAUUGGAGAGAUAGAGGAUCAGAUUGAGCUGCCAUGGUAUCACGAUAUUUAUCAGUUUCUGUCAUGCGGCGCUUACCCAGAGUCAGCCUCGGCCAAGGAUAGGAGAGCAUUGAGACAGUUGGCCACCAGAUUUGUUGUUUGCGGGGAUGCGCUGUAUAGGAGAUCACCUGAUGGCUUGUUAUUAUUAUGUCUAGACCGUGCAUCUGCAGAUCGAGUGAUGAGAGAGGUUCAUGCAGGGGUCUGUGGCCCACACAUGGGAGAUUGUUGCCAGUUUGUACAGAGAUGUCAGGAGUGUCAGAUGCAUGGAGACUUGAUACACGUGCCACCUUCUGAGUUGCAUGCACUUGCAUCCCCUUGGCCGUUUUCAGUAUGGGGUAUUGAUAUUAUUGGGAAGAUCUCGCCCAAGUCUUCUAGCGGGCAUGAGUACAUUUUGGUUGCCAUUGACUAUUUCACCAAGUGGGUGGAAGCUGCUUCUUAUGCUAGGUUGACAACGGCCAGAGUGGCCAAGUUCAUCAGAUCGCAUAUUAUCUGCCGAUACGGGGUCCCUCAUGAGCUGAUCUCAGACAGAGGGGUGCAUUUUAAGGGCGAGGUGGACACGUUGAUUCAAGAGUAUGGCAUUCAGCAUCACAGAUCGUCUGCGUACAGGCCGCAGACUAACGGGGCAGUUGAGGCCGCAGUGUUACCUGUUGAGAUUGAGAUGGGAUCUUUGAGAGUAGCACUAGAGCAGCAUAUAUCCGAGGCCGAGUGGGCCCAGUCUCGUUAUGAUCAGCUUAGCCUGUUGGAUGAGAAGAGAUUGACGGCGGCAGAUCAUGUUCAGGCCUAUCAGAGGAAGAUGACCCGUGCAUUCAGAAAGAGGGUCAGGCCUAGGAAAUUCCAGAGAGGUGACCUAGUCUUGAAAGUCCUUAGGGGAUUGAUCAGUGACCCUAGAGGCAAGUUUAGACCGAGUUGGAGCGGGCCUUAUGUCAUCCGAGAUCUGACUCGAGAGGGAGCUGCCUGGUUGACAGACCUAGACGGAAAUCAGUUCACAGAGCCAGUUAAUGUGGAUCAGCUGAAGAAGUUUUAUGCGUGA